UAACUUGUAACCUCUUUGGCAUGUAUUUCAACAACCAGCUGUUUUAGUAGUUGGUGGUUCCGGUACGACGGUGGUUGGAUUAAUUGUGAUUUUACCAAGUUAUGAAGCCGGACUCAGUUUUUCCGGGAUAGAGGAUUAAAAUGUACUUCACAUAUGGCGUUUUAAACUUCGUAAAAAUGUAGCUGGUUUAUUAUUUAUUAACAUUUAACGAGAGCCCAAUGGGAAACAACGGUUCGAAAUUCGUUAAAAAAAUCGUGUCCCCUUUCAGCAACACAAAUAGUAGCGACGAUACUCGGAGUAUUGUGAAAUCAAAUAGCCCAAUCAUUGUAAUUUCAAGAAAAGGAUCAAUGUUCUUUGAUGAAGAUGGAGACUUGGCACAUGAAUUUUAUAUUGAAGUACCACCAACAAGAAAAGGAUGCAAAGCCACAAUGAAGAAAGUUCUCCAUAAUCUUAUUCCACAGGGAGAAGUUGCCCAUCAGUACCCUCGCUUGCAUGUAGACUUCCCCAUCAUUCUUCAUCAUGUCUGAGGUUUGGAUUCGAUCGCCUGUGACGUGUGCUGUAAUGUCUGGAGCAUAUCACCCUUGCUGUACAUUGCAAAUAUACAUAGAACUGCAGGACCUCACAUUACAACCAUUUGUUUGAAGCAUAGAUCUUUAUAUUUGGCUUUACUUACACUGUAUAUUCAUCCACUGCUUACGAAACACGUGUCGUGAAGUGUUCUGUUAAAUAUGAGAGUGUUAAUGUAUGGAAUUACCUAUUUAAAUAUAACAGUAGGAGGUAAUAUGAUGAUGGAAUAGUGUUUACUUUUAUUGGAGUUUAACAUUUGUUAAAUAUGUCUAUAUGUUAAUAAUUGUGGCUCAUUUUCAACAUAUUAUAGUAUCACACUUUUUGUUGUUAUGAAAGAAAAGCACACAGUGGAAUAUAAAUUUGUGCUGGCUUGACUUUCACAAACAUUUAAGUAAAUACAGUUCAGAUGACUCAAUGAGAUUAAAUUUCAGAUUUGAACAUUAAACUGAUAUAAUACUGUAUUAAAGAUGUUUUUGAAUAAUGUGGAGAUACAAUGAGCAACACGAUUAAAAGCAGGAAAAAAAAGUUUAAUUUAUUAUACAAAGGCUGUUCAGUAACAUAAAGAAGUGUGUUACACUUGUAUUUAUUGUAGUGGCAUGUCCAACAGAAGAGCUGAUGGCAUAUUUUUCCACUUAAGCAACAGAGCAAUGAGUCAGUAUUUUUCAUUGAUACACAUCCUAAUUGAUUCCCAUGAAGAAGAAAUCAGCUGAGUGCUUGUUCAUAGCAAAAGUGAUCCUUCUCCAGGGUAAUGCCCAUCCCAAUACAUCCUGUGUUCCAGUGAAUCCUCUGAAGCAGUUUUGCCGGUAAUGUUUGAGCCCUGUCUCCUGUCCGUGGGAAUGAAACAGUUAAUGUAUCACUGGGACAACUGUCUCGGUGGAAAAUGGACUGUGUCUUUUACUGCCUGUUCUGGAUAUGUCAGAGUAAUAAAUCUGAGUGUAUCACACCCACCCCAAGAUGUUAUUUUGUAAUAUACGUUAUGAUUCCAUGUAUGUUUUAGUGUGCACCACUAGUUGUUAUUGCAACACUUAUUGUAAUCAAACCUCGUUACAGUUAGGAUACUGUAAUAUGGAAAACAAAAUUCUUUUUGGGCCUGCAAAAUUAGUUAUCUGCUUUAAGUAAGAAGAAGGAAUAUUGGAGGAUGUGUAAUUCUUCUUGGCACUACAGUUCAAUGUUGAACACUGGCCUCUUCAAUCUUUUGCCUCCAUUCCGAGGCUUAACUUGAAGUUUUGGCCGGUCCCAAUUUGAAAGCGUCAGGAACUUGCUUGUUUGCCCUUGCAAGACUUAGCUGUAAAAACGUUGCCUGGGAGUCAUGACUUGGACAUGCAUGCAUUGGACUUGGUAGGAAUGAAUGGCAUUUCCAGAGUUUUUAAUGAUACAUAUCUGCCAGCAGGAUAUGUACUGUCGAGACCACAUGGAGGACACGUAAUUACAACAACAAAAUUAGAGUAAGAUAUAUUUUUCUAUUAUAUUUGUGUCAUUUUGUCAGGGAGUGUUAUUCAAACUGGAAUGCUGUUGGUAUCAGAGAACACUAGGCAACAUUUUGAGUCAUUUCAUUCUGAAGCUAUCAAGAUAUUGGCACGUUAGACAAUUUUCUGAACUUCGAGGAAUAUCAUCAGAAUGGUAAAUUUAACAGGAGUUGUGAAUUUUAUUUAAAUAAUACAGUUUUCUAUUAGGUAAUCCUGAUGUGGGAGUCAGUGGCUUCAUACAUUUCCCAUUUGAUGCAAAUUUAAAUAACAUGCCAAUAAAAAUUAUGAAUGGUACAAUGGGGAAAACACACAGCUUUUAUGCUGUAAGUUGUGUAGUAAUUUGUAUUAAAAGAUACAAAAAUAAGUUUGCCUGUUUGUAACUCUGGGCUGAUGCUUCUAACCCACCAAGUCCCUUGUUAAAUGGUAUCUAACAUAGUCCUGUGCAAGAUAUGAACUCAGAACUACACAGAUUUUUGUAAUUGACUUGUAGGCACUGUUUAUGAUUUCAGAUACACUACUUAUUUUUUCUGAAUAAUUGUACAAAAGUCCAUUUGAUGUCUGUUUAUGCAGUUCUAUACUACAACACCCAAAAGACCAGUAAAGUGCUUGAUAAACAUAAUAAUUAAUUCUUGUGAUAAACCCAUGUUUGUUCAUUAGAAGGGAUUUGCUGUUAAAUCCGAGGCUAGUGCUACACAGGCUAUGUAAGAGACCUCUGUGUCAAGAAUAAUAGAAUAUUUUUCAUGGU
Zootermopsis nevadensis is the source of this 2778-nucleotide messenger RNA. The record is from RefSeq and is a predicted model, not a curated record. NCBI's taxonomy places the organism in Eukaryota, Metazoa, Arthropoda, Insecta, Blattodea, Termopsidae.